GGAUUUGGGGGGUGGAAACAGUCUCUUAAGUACAAAAUGCAAAACUAUCGUACAAAGCUUGGCCGUCUUGGACAUCCUGAAAUCCUUGUGAACUCCUUAAAGCACAAGAAAACAGGCCAAGGCAAAGCUGCAGCAAACAUAAAAAAACCAAGAAAAGCUGAAAUAAACUACAUUCCUCUGCACCCAAAAGGCGAAACCACAGAAAGCUUGGAGAACGAGAGAAUUGCCUUAUUGUCAGAACUGAAAAAGCGUGACAAUGAAGUGGUGAUAAAAGCAAAAAUGGAAAAAACCUUCUCCCACAGACGCCUUGAGAUUGUGGAGCAAAGGCCUUUGAUAGGGGACUUCAAAUGCAGAUGGCCUGCUCUGUUUCAGCAGAGUGAAGUGAAUGCGGAGUUUUUGAGGAUCACAACAUCACCACUUCAAUCAAAGUUCAUGUGGCAGCUGGACCACUUCUCAGACAAGCUCUUGAAGGUCUUCAAGAUCAAAGGAGGACUAAAGGGCCACAAAAUCAAGGAAGCCCGUGCAAUAUCAGAUUUGUUUGAAAACAUCCACAUCAAGAGGGGGUGCAUCCUGCGAAGCAUCGCGAUCUACCUCAACGAGGAUCCAGACUCUUUUUUUAAGGAGUAUCAGGCCUCUGCCUCUGAAGAUGCCAAGAGGGACAUGGCAAACACAGUCAUGGGCAUAUACACACUUCAAAGAGAUGUGGAUGGGCAGCCAGAGGACGUGGGAAUUGUCAUCGAAGGCAAUAUAGUCAUGGACAACUUGGGCAGCGUGAUUGUGGGGUUUGUCAUGCUAUUGGGACUUAUUUAUGCCCUGGAUUUGAGCUUUCCGGACAACCUCAAACACACCUUCGAGUUCAUGCAGAAGGUAGUGAUGAAUCUGGAUGGGCACAAGCUGAAUGGUAAAAUCGAAAGUCUGAAGAUCAAGAAGUUCGAUUGAAAUGUGAAAAAGAAGUGACUCAUGAGUUCAUUGUUGUCAUUUUAUUCACGAGUUUCCUAAUCAGAGCAGAUUGAGCCGUUAUAUCAAUCAUUUGUUCUGUGCUUUUCUGUAUUUGUUUCAACACACUGUAACACUAUUUCCAUAUGUUGGUGUUUGCAGUGCACUCUUCAUGUUAUGUGUUAUUGUCCUGUUAGAAGAGCAGUGCAUACCCCUGUUAUAUUGUAUUCAUUGUAUUUGGCAAAGGGAGAUUUGUAAGUUAAUUAUAGGAGUUCCAUUUCUCUGCCAUUUUAAAAAUGGUAUUAUCUUUCAGAAAUGUUUUUCAUCUUUCAGUGUGAAUUCAUUCAUUUUAAAACACUGUAUUGAAUGGAAUGGAGGA
This is a messenger RNA of Gymnodraco acuticeps, 1315 nucleotides long. RefSeq lists its product as uncharacterized. The coding region runs from base 37 to 939 and encodes 300 amino acids. NCBI's taxonomy places the organism in Eukaryota, Metazoa, Chordata, Actinopteri, Perciformes, Bathydraconidae. The record is from RefSeq and is a predicted model, not a curated record. The transcript is spliced from 4 exons.